CUUUUGUGGAAGUGUUUCUCCUAAAGAGGAACGUUCCUCCCAAAGCGGUGUCACCGUAUUAUGGUUCCCCCUCGUGUUUAGAUCGUAGACUGAGGAACAGACGUUCACGUGAAGCUCGAUAAACUGUCAUUUUCUUCAUAGUUCGUGAAGCAAUUUCUCAGCAUGCAUUUAACUCACGAGCUAGAGCUUUUCCCCGACCUCGCAGUGACUCAAAUGCUUUUCAAGGAUGUCAGAAAUGCUGCAGAGUUGAGACAGUGUGCGGUGGAGGGUAAAAUAAAUGGUGCCUUGAUCAACCCAACGAUGCUGGUGCAUCCUUUCCAAGUGCUGGUAGCUGCCAACAAGGCUGUUAAUUUACACAAAGUUGGGAAAAUGAAGACAAGAAGUUUAAACUCAGAAAUAAUCUUCAACCUGUUACCUACUAAUAAUAUCUCAGAGGCGUUCAAAAGGUUUGGGUGCUCUGAUGGUGAUGACUCUGUGCUGGUGGUCCUGGUUCACAACAAAGAUGAGUCACUGCUUUUGUCAGACAUCACAGCCAGGGUGAGCGGACGGCAAGUUCCAGUGGAAGAGGUUUCCUCGCUGACAGACCAUGGAAAAAUCAGAAAGCUGUUUAAAGUCACUCAGGAGGAGGAGAAGUGUGGGACUCUGCUGGACGCAGUGGUAUGCAGGAUGGCCAUCAAGGACGUCAUAUAGGUGUGAAAGGAAAAAUGAGCAGAACUGGACUUUCUUGCUGUUGAUACUUAAUCCACCACAAUUGUAAAGACGCAAAACAUUGUGUCACAUUUUCCCAGUUGAAAAUAAAAUCUUAUUUUUCACAUAUUUCUUCAUGGA
Cottoperca gobio is the source of this 828-nucleotide messenger RNA. RefSeq names its product Tp53rk binding protein (gene tprkb). Gene Ontology annotation, cellular component: cytosol; nucleus; EKC/KEOPS complex. Lineage: Eukaryota; Metazoa; Chordata; Actinopteri; Perciformes; Bovichtidae. The record is from RefSeq and is a predicted model, not a curated record. The transcript is spliced from 4 exons. Gene Ontology annotation, biological process: tRNA threonylcarbamoyladenosine modification. Bases 163 to 690 code for a protein of 175 amino acids.